Tetrahymena thermophila SB210 is the source of this 4728-nucleotide messenger RNA. RefSeq names its product phospholipid-translocating P-type ATPase, flippase family protein. NCBI's taxonomy places the organism in Eukaryota, Ciliophora, Oligohymenophorea, Hymenostomatida, Tetrahymenidae. Gene Ontology annotation, cellular component: plasma membrane. The record is from RefSeq and is a predicted model, not a curated record. The transcript has 8 exons. Gene Ontology annotation, molecular function: ATPase-coupled intramembrane lipid carrier activity; magnesium ion binding; ATP binding. Gene Ontology annotation, biological process: phospholipid translocation.
AUGUGUUUAAAGCGUAGACCUCUUGUAUUUAAUCAUGAUAGGAUUAUUGAUGUCCAAAUGGAUGAUCGAGUCAAGAAUAAGAUUAGUCCGUUUCCCUCUAAUUUUAUUAAGACAUCGCAUUAUACAUUGAUUGAUUUCCUACCAAUGUCUUUGCUCCUUUAAUUUAAGCGCUAUGCAAAUAUUUAUUUUUUGAUUAUAGCAAUUUUAUAAUCAAUUCCUACAAUAUCUCCCUUAACUCCUCUCUCAGCCAUAGCUCCUCUAGUUUUUGUGCUGGGUGUUUCGAUGUUGCGUGAGGGUGUUGAAGAUUAUAACAGACACAAAAGUGAUACUAAAAUUAAUUCAGAGGAAACAACAAGAAUUUUUAUUUAAGAUAGUCUAGUUGAGGAAAAAAUAACUUGGGCACAAGUAGAAGUAGGCGAUAUUAUCAAGGUUUAUAAGGAUGAACCAUUCCCAGCAGAUUUAAUAGCAGUAGAUAGUAGUUAUCCCAACGGUGUUUGCUACAUAGAAACAGGAGCACUUGAUGGAGAAAAAAAUAUGAAACCAAAAUCGUGCCUCAGAGAAACUUAUCAAAUUUUUAAGGAAUGCAAGUUAGAGUAAAUACGCAGCUUAAAGUUAUAAGCUGAAAAACCGAACCCUGAAUUAUAUAAAUUCAAUGGGAGUAUUGAAGGUCUAUUUGAGGAUGAGGUAAAAUUAGAAAAAAAGGCAACAACUUAAAAUAGCAAAGUAGGAGCUCCUGUUCCUGGUCUUAAAUAAUAAGAUAGCAUGUAGAAGAUUAUUGAAGAAGUUGAAAAAAUAGUGGAUGAGGAAAAUGAGAAAAAGCAAAAAUAAACAAAUCCUCAACCAUAUUUGAAUAGCGAGCAAGAUAGUGCUCAUAAUACUUAACAAAAUAAAAGCCAAGUAAAUUAGAAAGUAAACAUUUCUACUCAAAAUGGUAAUCAAACCAAGAGACAUCAAUCAUAUUCACCUUAAAAAGUGCUUGCAUCUGCUAAACAAUUGCUGUUAAGAGGUGCCUUUUUGAGAAAUACAGAUUAUAUCCUUGGAAUUGUUGCUUAUACAGGUUUGGACUCUAAAAUUAUGAGAAACUCUGAGCCACCCAAAUAAAAAACAUCUGAUAUGGAAAAAACAAUGAAUACAUAUAUUAUAGGAAUUCUCAUUCUUUAGAUGAUUUGCUCAUUUUUUACUGCUGUUCUGAAUUAUAUUUGGAAUUCUAAUAACUUAGAUGGACAUUGGUACUUAAAAGAUGAUUCUUAAAUUAAUCAAUAUGGAGCACUGGCUAUUUUAUAUUUUUUUACUUAUUUUCUACUAUAUAACACUAUGAUACCUAUUUCUUUGAUUGUAUCUCUUGAAAUGGUUAAGGUGGCAUAAGGUUAUUUUAUUACUAAUGAUAAAUAAAUGUACUGUGAAGAGAAAGACAUUUGGCCAAAAGUUAUGACAACAACAAUCAAUGAAGAACUAGGAUAGGUAGAAUAUGUAUUCUCAGAUAAAACAGGAACUCUUACUUGCAAUGUAAUGGAGUUUAAUAAAAGUGUAAUUGGUCAUAAUUUAUAUGGAGACUCAGGAGAAAAGGACCCUAAAUUACAGAAAAAAAAGUAGGAUCAUGAAGGCGAUAAACCAAAAAAGCAUAAAUUAACUUCUUUUAACUUUUACGAUCGCCAUUUGAAUGAAUUAUUAGCUGAAGCUAAACACGAUUCGAUAGUUAAUUUACAGCUAAAGAGUGAAGAUGGAAAUAGUUCUUAUCUAAUUAAAACUUAGCGUGACUUAGCAUGCGAAUAUUGGAAGCUAUUAGGAACUGCUCACGAAUGCAUUAUUUAAAGAGACAAGGAAACUAAUGAAAUAGACUAUCAAGGCCCAUCUCCAGAUGAAAUAACUCUUGUUGAUGCAGCCAGACAUAUGGGAUUUACCUUUGAAGGAGCCUCAAGUGAUACCAUAGAUAUAAAUGUGAGAGGUAUUAAGUAAAAGGUCACAUUAUUGAAUUCAUUUGAAUUCAAUAGUGAUAGAAAAAGAAUGUCUGUUAUAAUAAGAGAUGGAAACGUUAUUAAGCUUUAUAUUAAAGGAGCAGAUAGUAUCAUAAAAUCUAGGUUGCAUACAGACAAAUAAUAGCCUUUCUUAGAUAAAACUAAUGACUAUCUCACACAAUUCAGUCUUAUAGGGCUUCGUACCCUUAUGAUGGCUAUGAGGGUUUUGAGUGAAGAGGAGUAUUAAGAUUUCAAAAGAAAAAUGAAUGCUUUGGCUGAUUCAGAAAAUCGUGAAAGGGAAAUGGAUAAAUUAGCUGAUUCUAUAGAGAGAAAUCUUAUUUUAAUUGGUGCUACUGCAGUUGAGGAUAAACUUUAAGAUAAAGUUCCAGAAACAAUUUAUGAUCUUAUUAAGGCCAAUAUUAAGGUUUGGAUGCUUACUGGUGAUAAGCUAGAAACAGCAGAAAAUAUUGCAAAGAGCUGCAAAUUAAUACAAAAUGACAUGAAGAUUAUUCAAAUAUCUGAAAAAGAUGAAUAAUCUCUCAGAAAUAAUUUACUUGGAACUGCUAUGGAAAAGUUUAUUCAAUUAAAAAAUGAUUAAGCUAAAAAAUCUAUGCUUGUAGAAGGAGAUUCACUGACAUUAAUUUUUGGAGAUGUUCAUUUAUAAAAAGCGUUUUUGAAGAUCUCUAAAGAUUGCGAAUCUGUUGUUUGUUGUAGAGUUACUCCAAAAUAAAAAGCACUUGUAGUUAGAUUGAUAAAAGACAACUUAAAAAAAAUUACACUUGCUAUUGGUGAUGGUGCUAAUGAUGUCAAUAUGAUACAAGAAGCUCAUAUAGGAUGUGGUAUUUUUGGUAAUGAAGGUAUGCAAGCUGCAUAAAGCUCAGAUUUUGCAUUUGGUGAAUUUAAAUGUCUUUGGCGUCUAGUUUUAGUUCAUGGCAGAUGGUCAUACAUUAGAAUAGCUGAAAUGAUUAUUUACUUCUUUUACAAAAAUAUGUUAUUUACAAUUCCAUAGCUGUACUUUUCAUUUUAUAAUGCAUUUAGCGGACAAACUAUUUUUGAUGCUUGGUUUAUUUCUUUGUAUAAUUUGAUUUUUACAGCUUUACCUUUGAUUUCUAGAGCCGUAUUUGACUAGGAUGUUAAUUAUAAAGUUACUGUCGACUAAGUAAAAAUGGGAGAAGAAGACAAUCGUCUUUAGUCAAUUUUAGAAAGAAAGGAGUAGUAUUUAGAAAAGAAAUUCCCUACUUUCUACUAUACAAGUUAAGAUAAAACAAUAUUUACAGAUUCAAACUUCUUAUCUUGGGUAAUUUAAGGGUUGAUUCAUGGUCUAAUCAUUUUCUAUUGUACUUAUUUGACUUUUGAUUCCAUUACUUUUUCAAAGGAUGGUCUCUCUACAGAUCUUUGGAACUUCUCUUUAAUUAUAUUCACAUCGAUCAUUUUAGUGGCUGAUAUGAAAAUUGCUAUGUUUACAAGAUACUGGACUUGGAUUACAUACUUUACUUUUAUUUUUAGUAGUUUAAUACUGUACUUUGCUUUUUUAUUGGGCAGUUAAUCAAUCGAAACAAGUGAAGUCUGGUUGACACCUUUUUAGAUGUUUUAAAACUCACAAUUUUACUUUAUAUUAUUUGAGACUUGUGGAAUAAUUUUGGCUUUUGACAUGACUGUAUUUGUUUCUAGACAAUUUUUAACAAAGCAGAGAAUAUUAGGUUACAUGAGAUUUUUAAAAUAGCCAAAUGUAAAUCUUGAAAAAAAGCCCACAUGGGCAGAAGACAUGAGUCUUUUUAAUUCGUUUUACAAUAUUUAAGACGCAAAAAAUCAAAAUAAUGGAUAAGUUUAUCUCGCAAAUAGUGGUGAAUCUUAACCAGAAAAUGGAGACUAGAUGAAAAAAAUAGACAAUAAAGAUCUUGUAAAUCAAAACUCUUAAUCGCCUAUGAUUAAUAAGUACUAACCUUAACACAGCAAUGACAACAGAUCCAAAAAUAACUAAACACCUUUAAAUGGUAAUCCAAUUUAAAUUUAAAUGCAAUAGUAUAACAUAGGCGGAGGAGUAGGUUUUGGAGACUCAAGUGCUGAUAGACUGAAUUAAGAAUAGCAAUAGAUUCAAAUUUAGAAUAAUUAAAGACCGGCAUAACCAAACCACGCAGGAGGUAUGUAAAACACUACUCAAUAAUUUAUGUAGACGUAAGAAUUACUAGAUUUAACCAAUACUACAUUAUUUUAAAAAAAUAGUCAAUCUAAUAAUCAGGUGAUGGAAAAUCACGCAUUGAAUAACUACCUUGAUAAGAAACAGCCACAAUAAUAAUAGUAAUAAUAAUAAUAACAAUAUGAAAAAAGAAAUAGUUAAACAGAUGUUAAAUAAAAUAUGAAUAACUUUGGCUAUGUUGAAGAAGAAAUAAUUACAAUAUAGUCCAAAAAGAAAUCUUCAAAUUCUAAUGGUAAUACUAAUACAAAUAGCAAUGGUAUUAAAGGAAAUGGGAGAACUUCUGUUGGUAAUGUUUUGGAUAUAGGCAAUAACCAAAUUAAUUAAUUUGGUAAUGGUGAAGAAAAUGUAAUUGCUUCAAACAAAAGUAUAACCAGCCUCAAUAAUAGCGCACCUGGAUCUAAAAUUCAUCAUUUGACAUUUAAUUUGCAAUUAUAAAAUCGUUCUGAGAAAGUAGAAGAGACAUUCAUUUAUAAUGAAGUCAAAAGCAGUGCUAAAAAGUCAGAUAAUCUCUUACUAUAUUAAGACCCACAUACACCAACACCUAUAAACAAUUCUAUUGACAAUUUAAGAGAUUGA